Messenger RNA from Fusarium redolens, 1080 nucleotides. RefSeq lists its product as uncharacterized. Bases 1 to 1080 code for a protein of 359 amino acids. NCBI's taxonomy places the organism in Eukaryota, Fungi, Ascomycota, Sordariomycetes, Hypocreales, Nectriaceae. The record is from RefSeq and is a predicted model, not a curated record. The transcript has 2 exons.
AUGGGCUCUCGCUCAGCUCCUACCAGAAAUCGAGCCUUAUGGCUCUCUUCGUUUGACAAGCCUUUGGAACUUGUUGAACUUUCGGCCCUCGAAGCAACAGCUGGCUCAGUAGUUGUCAUAGUUCUGAAUACUGUUAUAUUCCCUUAUGCAGAAGAUAUUCACACUGGGAAACUUCCCGUCUUCAACCUUUCUCUUCCCCUAGAGCCACAUCCAAGUCACAUCGGCCGGGUGCACAGCUUAGGGUCAGAUGCCAUACUCGCCAAACCGGGCGAUCUGGUGUUCUUUUCGGCUGCCAUCUAUGCGCGAGAUGAUCCUAGCGUCAAUAUCAUCCAGGGUCACCAUGGCGGAGAGGGCACGAGAGGUCGCAAGCUCAUGAAUGGAGAAUGGCGAGACGGUGCCCUCCAGGAGUAUCAAAAGGUUCCACUGGAGAAUAUUUUUGUGUUGGAUGAAGAUCGACUUUGCAAGCAGCUCGGUUACACUCCUGCGGAUCUUCAUGAGAUCUCCUUCUAUACCAUUGGCGUUGGAGCUGUACUCGAGGCUGCCAAGCUGGCAGCGGGGGAGACAAUCGUUCUCGGCCCAGCCACUGGGACCUACGGUGGUAUUACGUCUGACGUGGCACUUGCUCUAGGUGCCAAUGUCAUUGCUAUCGGUCGCAGCGAAGGGAAGCUUGCCCAGCUACAGAAGCAGCUUGGAAAUCACGAACGAUUUAGCUAUGUUGUCAUGACUGGCGAUGAUCAAGUCGAUGCGGCUGCGAUCCGGAAGGCAAGUCCUGACGGACGCGGUGUCGAAGUCUUCAACGACUGGGCGGUCGUCCUCAGCGGAGCACCUUCUGGAUCUAUCACCGUUCCUUAUACCCUAGUGAUACAUCAGAACAUCAAGAUCAUUGGCAAAGUCAUGGUAACUCGGGCGGGAAUCGAGUCGACUAUUAAGAUGGUGAACUCUGGGGUUCUCAAGCUCGGUAACCGUGGGGGCUCAAGCCAUAAGGUGUACAAAUUGGAGGAACAUCCCGAAGCUUUCGAGGAUGCGAAGAAGAAUAGUGGCUUUAGAGUUUAUACAGACAUUGCACCUAAUGCAUGGUAG